AUGAAGACAUUUUUCACAAUAUACAGUAUAUCAGUUGGUUAUCAAAUUAUUUUUGUUGCUAUAUUAGGUAUUCUAUUUUGUCUUAUUGGUGUAGGAGAUAUAAUUUUAUUCAUAAUUGAGUUAUUUCAUGGUCGAUCAAGUGUUACUCAUUAUGAUGAAAGUCAUAGUGGAUUGAAAGUUGAAAAUUCACUAUGGCCAUCAUCAGAUCACGGUAAAGACUUUUGGGUUGGUCUUAUACUAGUAGCGACAGAACUUGUUGCUACUGGAGGAUUUGAUACUAUUUUAGAUGCAAUAUCCACUCUUGUUGGCUGUUGUGCUAACCAACGUGAUAAACAUCAAUAUAGUGAUGAACCUGAUAGAAUUGCAGUAUUACCAUUAAGAGGAUAUAGACUUGGUAUAGCAAAUAUCAGACCUAUAGAAGUUUUCUAG
Rotaria sp. Silwood1 is the source of this 429-nucleotide messenger RNA. NCBI's taxonomy places the organism in Eukaryota, Metazoa, Rotifera, Eurotatoria, Philodinida, Philodinidae. The record is from the annotation of a GenBank genome assembly.